Mollisia scopiformis is the source of this 566-nucleotide messenger RNA. RefSeq lists its product as uncharacterized. Lineage: Eukaryota; Fungi; Ascomycota; Leotiomycetes; Helotiales; Mollisiaceae. The transcript is spliced from 2 exons. The coding region runs from base 94 to 540 and encodes 148 amino acids. The record is from RefSeq and is a predicted model, not a curated record.
CUUAUAUUGCAGCGAUGCCCUUCUUCAUUCUUCGAGCACUCGUCUUCCUACCGAAACUCAUCUUUUACGAUCAUUUUCCUCCGAUAGCCCACCAUGUCCCAGAUUGUCGAGCCUGAACGAUUGAAUCAGCUCAAGAACAUCAUUCGAUCGUUAUACCUUGUCAAAGGUCACCCGCUCGAAGGUCCGAAUGGCGUUAUCGAGUUGAUGGCAAAGCAGCACGGAUUUCGAGCGACAAAAGCCCAAUAUGAGAAACUUCUCGCAGAUUGCCGCAAGAAGCGUUCCAACAAGGACUGGAAAGUUGUCGGCCAGAAGAUCGAAAAACGGAAGCGGCAAGGGAAGAAGAGCGAUGUGUAUCUCGAUAAGCACUUGAUUCCAAGCAAGAAAGUUCAGAAAGAGAUAUCUAGGCAUGGAUUCAUGACUAUCGAGGAGCAAAUACAGGCCAAGAACGGUACGGACGCAACCCUCAGCUUCUCUGUCCUCUACUUACGCAGAUUUGACCAGCGCCUACCCCACAAACCCCUCCUGGGUUCGAAGUCCUAACACCGUCUGGUCAACCAAUCUCCAAC